This is a messenger RNA of Pistacia vera, 3213 nucleotides long. Its product is annotated as histidine kinase 5. NCBI's taxonomy places the organism in Eukaryota, Viridiplantae, Streptophyta, Magnoliopsida, Sapindales, Anacardiaceae. The transcript is spliced from 12 exons. Gene Ontology annotation, molecular function: phosphorelay sensor kinase activity; histidine phosphotransfer kinase activity. The record is from RefSeq and is a predicted model, not a curated record. Bases 46 to 2982 code for a protein of 978 amino acids. Gene Ontology annotation, biological process: phosphorelay signal transduction system; protein autophosphorylation.
UUUAUGGAUUUUGUAGACAUAUAAUUUGGAUGUGACUGAUUUUAAAUGAUUUGCGAAAUGGAGACCGAUCAACUUGAAGACAUGGAGCUGGAGGUUGAAGUCCUCCCUUCAAUGUGGCCAGAAGAUGUUGGAAGUGAUGUUGGGAAGCAAUUCAAUGUAGAAAGGCCGGGAGGAGAUCAAGAUAUGUUGGAAGAGGUUACGAUCACAGAGGAUCCAACUAUAGUUGAUUUCAAGCGCCUACUGGAGCUGACAAAUUAUACUGACAAGGGCUCUUCUCAGUUGGCAUACCUUGUAAAACACUGGGAAUAUAAACAAGAAAAUGCAGUUCGACUUCUUAGGGAGGAGCUUGCCAACCUGAGCCGACAAAGGCAAGAAGUUGAGCUCAAGAAAUUGGAGAUAUUGGAGGAGCAUCGCUUUGAAGAACAAUAUGGGUGUGAUAAACGUCCAAUUUCUAUCAUGGAGGAGGUUUAUGACAUAUGGAAAGAUGUUCCUCGGAGGGAAAAUUAUGUUGUUGUUCAAAGUAACAGAGUUGAAAUAGAUGCAGAAUAUGAUACAGUUGUGUACUGGAAGCAACGGGCCUUGAAUUUAGAAAAGAUGUUGGAGGCAAGCGUCCAGCGGGAGCAGGCGCUUAUGGAGAAGUUGCAGGACAGCAUAACAAAUCUGGAAAAACAAUCCUCUCCAGUGGAAGAAUUGUCUCAGAUUCUAAAAAGAGCAGAUAAUUUCUUACAUUUUGUACUUCAAAAUGCUCCUAUUGUUAUGGGCCAUCAGGAUAAAGAGCUAAGGUACCGCUUUAUCUAUAAUCAUUUUCCAAGUUUGCAUGAGGAGGACAUUUUGGGGAAAACAGAUGUUGAAAUUUUUACUGGAGCUGGUGUCAAGGAAUCUCAGGAUUUCAAGAGAGAAGUUCUAGAAAAAGGAUUGCCUGCAAAGAGGGAAAUUACAUUUGAGACAGAAUUAUUUGGAUCAAAAACGUUUUUGAUCUAUGUUGAACCUGUCUUUAGCAAGGCAGGGGAGACGAUUGGUGUCAAUUAUAUGGGAAUGGAUGUAACUGAUCAGGUAAGAAAAAGAGAAAAGAUGGCAAAGCUACGAGAGGAAAUAGCAGUACAAAAGGCGAAGGAGACAGAACUGAACAAAACAAUCCAUAUAACAGAGGAGACAAUGCGAGCAAAGCAAAUGCUAGCAACCAUGUCUCAUGAGAUUAGAUCUCCUUUGGCUGGUGUCGUUAGCAUGGCUGAGAUUCUUUCCCAUACAAAUCUUGAUCAUGAACAGCGGAACCUAUUAAGUGUCAUGAUGUCUUCUGGAGAUUUGGUGCUUCAACUUAUAAAUGACAUUCUUGACCUUUCCAAAGUUGAAUCAGGUGUUAUGAAGUUGGAAGCUACAAAAUUCCGGCCAAGGGAAGUAGUAAAGCAUGUACUUCAGACUGCUGCUGCAUCUUUACAAAAAAUUCUUACUUUGGAAGGACACAUAGCAGAUGAUGUUCCUAUUGAGGUCAUUGGAGAUGUUUUACGAAUUAGACAAAUCCUUACCAACUUGAUCAGCAAUGCAAUCAAAUUUACUCCUGAAGGGAAGGUGGGAAUAAAGCUUUAUGUGGUGCCUGAGCCACCUUUUGCCAAAGAAGGGUCAUAUCAGAAAUCAAAAGCGUAUCAGUCAACCACAACUUCAACAAAGGAAGAGAAAAAUCAAUCAACGUCUCAAAACGGCAAUGAACAAAAGGGAUUUCACGAUAGAAAACGUAGUGAAGAUUCUUUCCAAGACCAUUCAUCGGUUGAUGAACCAAGAACUCCUGUUAACAAUGGAAACUCAGUGGAUGGAGAUUUAGAGGAGCAGGAAACAACAGUUUGGAUUAGAUGUGAUGUAUAUGAUACUGGAAUCGGAAUACCAGAAAAUGCUUUACCAAUUCUAUUUAAAAAGUACAUGCAAGUUAGUGCGGGUCAUGCUCGAAAGUAUGGUGGAACAGGACUUGGCCUUGCAAUAUGCAAACAGCUGGUUGAACUGAUGGGGGGUCGUCUCACUGUGACUAGCAAAGUGCAUUGUGGUUCCACAUUUACAUUUAUACUCCCUUACAGCGUUUCACCAAUUAGUGAUAAUUCUGAUGAUCCUGAUGAGCUCUCAGAUAUGGCUAAUCAUGACGCUGCAAGUGAUGACUUGACAGCUGGCUUUUUCCAAUUCAAACCACGCACUUUAGGUUCACUAUUCUCUUCUAAUGGAUCAAGCAGGCCCCAAAAAUUUUUACCGAAUAAUAUGGGUUUUAGUAGUGCUAAACUCAAUGGGUUCUCAGAGGAUGCGUACUUACUUCCCCCCAAUAAUGUUAGACCAAAAGAGACUACUUCACCUGAGGAUGCCUGUUCAGUGGCAGAAGUUGCAGAGACAUUACCAGAACCUGAAAGUUCAUUUAGUCACAGCUCUGAAACUGAUAAUGAAAAUGAAGUUUCUAGAGGUAAACAGUGUCACAUUGACACGAAUAAUCGGUUACAAAACCCUACGACGGAGUCCCUUAGUCACUCAAAGGCUAAUGAGGAAACAGUUUCAGUGGCAAAGAGCAGUGAACCCCAACAAUCAUGUCAAAGGCAGGAUAAAUCUGACACAAAUUCCCAGUGUACAUCUACCAGUGGUCCAGAAGUGCUCAAAACAAAACCAAGACCAAAGAUUCUUCUUGUAGAAGAUAACAAGAUUAAUGUGAUGGUCACCCAAUCAAUGAUGAAACAGUUAGGCCAUAGCAUAGAUGUUGUGAAUAAUGGAGUUGAAGCUGUGCGGGCAGUUCAAUGCCGUGAUUAUGAUCUCGUUUUGAUGGAUGUUUGCAUGCCAGUUAUGGAUGGCCUUCAAGCUACAAGAAUAAUUCGCUCGUAUGAAGACACUGGAAAUUGGGACGCUGCAUCAAAGGCUGGAAUCGAGAAAGCUCCAGAUUUAUUACAAGGUUCUUCCACACAGCACAUUCCAAUAAUUGCAAUGACGGCAAACACAUUGUCAGAGAGUGCGGAAGAGUGAUAUGAAAAUGGUAUGGACUCAUUUGUUUCUAAGCCUGUCACUUUUCAAAAACUAAAAGAGUGUCUUGAACAGUAUUUUCCAUGAUACGUCUUGUAAAUUUAUGCUUGUGUACAAAAAAUGAUAGGAAAGUUUUGUAAUCAGUGUAUCAUGUUCUUCUCAGCCAUUAGUGUGUCUCUGUAAAUAGUAAGCUCUAUAUUAUUCUUUCCUGGCUCUCCCAAGAACUUUUUAAUA